This is a messenger RNA of Xylaria bambusicola, 264 nucleotides long. RefSeq lists its product as uncharacterized. The record is from RefSeq and is a predicted model, not a curated record. The coding region runs from base 1 to 264 and encodes 87 amino acids. Lineage: Eukaryota; Fungi; Ascomycota; Sordariomycetes; Xylariales; Xylariaceae. The transcript is spliced from 2 exons.
AUGCACUUCAGCACCAUCCUCAGCAUCUUCCUCGCCGCUCUAGUAGCCGCAGCACCAACCACACCCCCUAACGACUCGACCGCCACCAACACCGACACGUACGAGCCAGACCUCGUAACGUUCGUCAUGACCGUGCCAAACUGUCCCGCCAUCAAGGACUACUGCACACACUGCAAUGGUGAUUUCAACUGCGAUACAGAUCCGCGCUGCGAGUGGUGCUACCACAACAAGCAGUUCGGCACCGAUGGCGGGAACAGCGAUUAA